Messenger RNA from Cyphellophora europaea CBS 101466, 717 nucleotides. RefSeq lists its product as uncharacterized. NCBI's taxonomy places the organism in Eukaryota, Fungi, Ascomycota, Eurotiomycetes, Chaetothyriales, Cyphellophoraceae. The coding region runs from base 1 to 717 and encodes 238 amino acids. The transcript has a single exon. The record is from RefSeq and is a predicted model, not a curated record.
AUGCGCGCCAUCUGCCCUUCACUAAUCCUCCUCUGCGCUGCCACUGCGACAGCUGCUCAGCGUCAGGAGCAUCAAGACUCGACUCUCGGCGGCAUUAAUGAAGAAGACAAUAACGUGUUCGCUGAGCACUAUGGUCUCGGCGCCGAUUCAGGCUACGAGUACGAGGGGUUUGUGCCUGAACAAGGCACUGGAGAGGCUUAUGCUGGUGAGGAGGGGCAAAGAUACGAAGAUGGGAGUGGGAGUGGGGCUGUGGAUAUCAGUUCUGCGAAUAGCUUCGGGGUCCGCUCUGAGGGAGUUGGUGAUGGAAGGGUCGUUGAGGGUGGGGAGCAGGAUCAAGAUGGGCAGGAGGCCGAAGACGAAGACGACGUGGAGGGCAAAGGAGAUGCAGGAGCAUACGGCAUGCCUCCGAAGCGCUUCUUUGUGCGCUCCUUUCACCCCGACCGGGGAGAAAUGCCGUUCGGCGGGGAGGAGCUGGAUGGAAUGUUGGGUAACUUGGGUUCAGUGGAAGAGCUUGAGGAUGACGGAGAUGAUUUAGCGGAUGGUAGCGGCGAGGUCUUGCCCGUAAUACAAUUCGAAAGGCGACAAAGUGCUGAUGAGGUCUUUGAGGAGCAUUACAUCAACGAUGAUGAGGCUGACGGGCAUGUUGAUGAAGAGGAAGACAUGGAUGAAGAGGAGGAACACUUGGACGAUGAGGAUGUUGAUGACGAAAACGUUUAG